UUUCAAUUGCCCAAUAGCUAAGAAAAUCCCUAUAAAUAUUGGCACAUAUAUAUUUGAUCAAAAAUGCCAAGUACAAAAUAUUUCAUCCAAGUGAUUUAAUUUGGUUGCUUCUUAUUUACUUCGUUUCAAUUUCAAUUCCAAAUUAAAAUGGCAUUAAUUCCUCAAUUGCUCGAAAAUAUUUUACAACCCCUUAGCCUAAUUAAUUCAACUAAUGAUGGAACCUCCAAAUUUGUCAACCCACGAGUCGAUUGGAAGGAAACUCAAGAAGCUCAUAUCUUCAAAGUUGAUCUUCCUGGAUUAAACAAAGAGGAAAUUAAAGUUGAAGUGGAAGAAGGAAAGGUCUUGCAAAUUAGUGGUGAGAUUAAGGGUGUUGAUCCUAUUAAUAAAAAAGAUCAGAAGGAGGAGAAUGAGACGUGGAGGCGCGUCGAGAGGCCACGUGGCAAUUUUUGUAGCAGGUUUGGGUUACCUGAAAAUGCUAAGAUUGAUGAGGUGAAGGCUAAUAUGGAGAAUGGGGUUCUAACUGUUAUCAUUCCUAAGCAGGAGAUUAAGAAACCUGAGGUUAAGACCAUUGAGAUUAAUUAGUGGCUAAUUACGUAAUUAAUGUUAGUCUUUUUGUCUUUUUUAUGUACUUAAUAAUUGGGCAUGAGCUUUGAGUGAAAUUUUCUUAUUUUUCUUUGAUUGUGGUUUAAUUUGAGA
This is a messenger RNA of Solanum dulcamara, 696 nucleotides long. Its product is annotated as 16.9 kDa class I heat shock protein 3-like. The coding region runs from base 148 to 582 and encodes 144 amino acids. Lineage: Eukaryota; Viridiplantae; Streptophyta; Magnoliopsida; Solanales; Solanaceae. Gene Ontology annotation, biological process: response to heat; response to salt stress; protein complex oligomerization. The record is from RefSeq and is a predicted model, not a curated record. The transcript has a single exon.